UAAGCUCUCAUCUGUUUCCUCUCCCGCUGAAGAGAAGGAUCCCUCCUGCUUGUGUUUCAGCACCAUGGUCAGUGCGAAGACGCUCCUCCUAGCAGUCACUUGCUGCUGUGCCUACCUGAGGCUGGCUCUGGCAGAGGACUCCUCUCUGGAGACGCGCUCGCUGGAUUUCCCCAUUAAAACCCAACAAGAAAAAGACCUGAUUGAUGCUCUGCAAGAGGUUUUGGAAAAGCUGAGAAGCAAAGAGAUGCCUUUAGAGAAGAAGCUCGGCUGGUUACCUUCAUGUGACGCAGGGGAGCCGUGCGCCGUGCGUAAAGGAGCGCGCAUUGGAACGCUGUGUAGCUGUCCACGAGGGACGGCCUGUAACUUCUAUGUUCUGAAAUGUUUGUGAAGGACGAAUUAAGACAAAUAAAGACGUGAGAAACGGCAGAGAUGUCUGUUGAUUAGUGGUGGAA
Salarias fasciatus (jewelled blenny) is the source of this 452-nucleotide messenger RNA. Its product is annotated as cocaine- and amphetamine-regulated transcript protein. Bases 65 to 388 code for a protein of 107 amino acids. The transcript is spliced from 3 exons. Gene Ontology annotation, biological process: positive regulation of MAPK cascade; adult feeding behavior; negative regulation of appetite. Gene Ontology annotation, molecular function: neuropeptide hormone activity. Lineage: Eukaryota; Metazoa; Chordata; Actinopteri; Blenniiformes; Blenniidae. The record is from RefSeq and is a predicted model, not a curated record.